UAACUAACAAAAAACAUUGAAUUAUAGAUAAGACACAUAUCCACAGGGCACAACGUUCGACAGCUCACAUCCAUAACUACAGUUUAAAAUAAUUUCAAGCACCCUAUAAGAACAGUAAACAGGAACAGCUGUGCACCUUCUAAAAUAUUAUAACGUGUUACAGCAAACAAAUAAUUGAUAAAUUUAUUUUACAAAAGUUUACCUAUAUAUAAAACUGAAAUGCUCUCCAAUUUGAUUAUCACUAAUCAACGAGUCGUACUCAUAAUUGAUAAAUUGGGCCAAGAAAAAAUUUCAUACAAAUUCAUCACUCAAUUAUUAAAAGAGCAAGGACAGGACGACACAACUAUCAAAACGUUUAGUUUAUUCAAAAAACGUAAAGAAGAUGAGACACUUAAUGCUUUAAUAAACGAGUGCCAAAAUAAUAACAACACGAAGUAUAAUAUAAUAUUGCCGCCACUGUCGACUUUACUCUGUUACCUGCGGCCCGCAAUUGUCUUUCAAUUUAUGCACAAAUUGCGGACCUGUAAAUAUGUUAGACGCGUAUUCUUAUGGGCUUCAAUACCUUGUUUGCCCAAUGCGCGGUAUAUCCUUUCUGCUUGCGAGUACAUGGCUGAUAUGGUUUUGAGCAUUGAAAGCGACGACAUGCUGACUAUUAUUGUUCGCAAACCUGGAGGCGGUGUUACCCGCAAUCAUUAUAAAUACAAGUUGUCAGUAGAUAAGUUCUUAGUUGAAGCCACUCAAACUACUAAGAGAAAGCCAGAUAAAGCUAUAACUACACCAUCUGAAAAUCUUGGUACUUUUAAAAUCGAGUUAGAUGAAGAAGAAUUGGUUGCACGAAAUUCUAUUAAAAUGCCUUAUGAAAAAACUGUCGCAGACACAGCAAAUAUCAUUUACACGCCUGACUCUGGCGAUGAUUUCGAUGAAGAAGAUCCAGACGAAGACUUGUCAGUAUAAUAAUUUUUCCUUAAUUGCAAAGCGAACCAUAAACUUGAAUACCUGAAAAGACUUUAAAUAUAUUUUAUAAGAAAUAAUAAAACUAAGCGUAUCUUUGUUUAAUAUAAGCUUAGCAAAAACAUUUUAACAGCUUAGCUUAUUAUACCAGUAUUUGCACCUAAUUUAAAU
This is a messenger RNA of Teleopsis dalmanni, 1122 nucleotides long. RefSeq names its product elongator complex protein 5 (gene Elp5). NCBI's taxonomy places the organism in Eukaryota, Metazoa, Arthropoda, Insecta, Diptera, Diopsidae. Gene Ontology annotation, biological process: tRNA wobble uridine modification. The transcript is spliced from 3 exons. Bases 220 to 954 code for a protein of 244 amino acids. Gene Ontology annotation, cellular component: nucleus; cytosol; elongator holoenzyme complex. The record is from RefSeq and is a predicted model, not a curated record. Gene Ontology annotation, molecular function: tRNA binding.